Molecule: messenger RNA, 1446 nt
Organism: Batrachochytrium dendrobatidis JAM81
Lineage: Eukaryota; Fungi; Chytridiomycota; Chytridiomycetes; Rhizophydiales
Exons: 4
Coding region: 1-1446 (481 amino acids)
Biological process (GO): mRNA 3'-end processing by stem-loop binding and cleavage; mRNA transport
Cellular component (GO): histone pre-mRNA 3'end processing complex; cytoplasm
Molecular function (GO): mRNA binding; histone pre-mRNA stem-loop binding
Source: RefSeq, a predicted model, not a curated record
AUGGUACUCUUGGCUGACUGCAACUUCCCUGAACAGGAGACUGCUCAUGGAACCAAUCCUCAACUGUUACAGAGAAGUCUGGAUAUCCACAACUACACAUAUUCAGAUGGUCAGCCAGACAACCAUCUGCUUUCAAAUAUAGUUUCUGAAAACGGAACAGUUGCAAGUGAAUACGAUUCAUCUAGACUCUCGCCGAUAGACAUGGCCAAACACUCUUCUGCUCUUCCUCAGUCUUAUUAUUCUGAUCCAUCAGUUCAUCUUCCACUCUGGUCUCACCCAAUGGCAGCUUUGCAAUAUCCUAGCAAGGCUUUGGCUCAACCAUCUAAUCCAACCUCGUCUACAUCAGUGCUGCAUCACCAUAAUCAGCAGAACCAACCGUUUCCACAGCCUUCACUGCCAAUUGAUGCGGCUAAUAUGGCUGCUCCUGAAUGGCUUUCUAUGUACAAUCAUCAACCCUAUAUUUCGCCAGAAGUGGUUUAUUUCCACGACGCCAUAUCGGACACGUUGCAGAUUCGACACAAUCAUUCAUAUGGAGGCAACUAUGUUCUUGACAAUCUAGCACCCAUUUCAUGUGCUCAUUUUGGUACUCUAGAUCUGCAUCACUCUGCCCAGUUGAUUCCUCAACCAAGCCAGACUGUGCAGUCUCAUCAUAAUUCAACUAAUCUUCAUUCAGCUUCGAUCCCUAUUCAAGCUUCAUUUCAUCAUCAAUGGAAUCCACACUCAUACAGACGCUUCAAUCGCGCUGCUGGACAAACUCGGUUUUCAACCUCGAAAAAGUCGAGUAAAUCUCAUACUAGACAGGUUUCAGUCGAUACACAUCUUCAAUUGCCAAAAUUUCAUGUUUCACAAUAUGAUUAUGCAUAUGCACACAAGUCUGUUUCUCAAGAGAUCUGUUGCGGUGAUGAAGAUUGGCAUGAAGUUCAAUCUGCUGCAGAUUCUAUUGAUACUGGAACGUCUACAGAAAUCAAUUCCAUGGUAGAAUCUUUGCUUACACAAUCAUCUCGAACUAGCAGCUUACCCAAUGAGCCCUCAUCAGAGGAACGGCGACUGGAGCAACGUCAAAAGCAAAUUGACUAUGGAAAGAAUACUGUGGGAUAUCGUAGAUAUCUUGAAUGUGUUCCAAAAAACAAACGCCAAAGGGGUGAUCCAGAAACACCUGAAAGACAUAGCAAAUGUAGUAAGCGAGCAUGGGAUGCUCAUGUGCGCAGUUGGCGUCGAAGGCUUCAUCAAUACGAUCCUCCAGGCGAUCCCUCCGUUGAUUGUGACAAAGAUAUGGGGUUCGAAGAUGGUUCUAAACUCAAUAUAUCUGUGGAAAUGGAUGCAAAUAUGGCCAGGCUGGAUUUGUAUGAUGAUUCUCAUAUUGGAGCAGAACAUACCUCUACUGAACUGCCAUAUAAAACUUACCAUUUUGAACGUACUCUUAGUUUAAAACAGUCCCCUUUGUAG